UUACUAAAAUUUUAAAAUGCACUAGAAACAGUCACAGCUAUAGAAACAAUGUGUGUUAAUUAAAUUGUGUAAAUUAAACUCUGAAAACUGAUUAUUUUAAGUUAAACAUAAAUUAUUUAACAUGUUACUAAUAUAAUAUAGAUAACGUAGCAAAUAUGAAAAAUCAUGCUUGUGUAAUUACUCGUGGUCAUCAUACUGAUAUUGCUUUGAAGAUUUAUAGUAAUCGCACAUUAUUAAUCAUAACACAUUUUAAAAAAUUUGGAUCACUGAUUGCGAUAAGCCGUGGAUCUUUGUUCAAUCAAUACAAUAAUAGUAUAUAUUCUGCUAAAGUAUUGUUUGGGAAAGAUGAUGUUGAAGUUGUGGCAGCUGCCCGCUAUAUAGCAGAACAAAUUAAUGUAGAUAAACCAUUAUUAAUUUCAAUAUCUUUAAAAGAUUAUGAACCAGACACUUUAAAAGCUAUAAUUGCAGCUAUAAAUGAUAUGAAAGCAUGA
Messenger RNA from Frieseomelitta varia, 491 nucleotides. RefSeq names its product proteasome assembly chaperone 3-like. The record is from RefSeq and is a predicted model, not a curated record. Bases 156 to 491 code for a protein of 111 amino acids. Gene Ontology annotation, biological process: proteasome assembly. NCBI's taxonomy places the organism in Eukaryota, Metazoa, Arthropoda, Insecta, Hymenoptera, Apidae. The transcript has 4 exons.